CUGUUCUUCCACCGUACCAGCUGGCCAGAUCCUAGAGAUAUUUUCAUAGUGAGCUUCCUCCAUUUUAACAGGAUGACCCUUCUCAACUACCCUGUUCCAGAGUUGGAUGUUACCUUGCAAGAGGUGGGCCGUGUUCUACAGCUCACUUUGAGUCCUGAUCUUUAUCCAGAGUUUAAAAGUAUGCUGGAACAGCAAAGAGAGCACCUUGAAGAGGCCCAGCAGAAAUUAGCAAGCAGUGUUGCAGGCCAAGAGAAUUGGGUCACAAUGCAGUUCAAGAGAAGUCUGUUAUCUUGUGCGGACCCCCUGCCUACAUCAACUGCCCUCCCUGUUGUUCUUCUUCCAUCUAAAGCAAAGAGAUGUACCCAGCUGGGAAGGGCAGCGGCUCUGCUCUGGGCUGCAGCAAAGCUGUACAGUGAGCCCUUCUUGCUGGAGGGCAGUGUUCUCAUAGAGCACACACAGCAGUCUGAAGUGUUUGCUGCCAGCCGUAUUCCUGGCAGGAGUCAAGAUGAAAUUAAGGUCUACCCAGACAGCCUUCAUGCCAUUAUUACCUGUGCUGGAGGAGUGUUUCCUGUUAAUAUACUGUGGCGUCCCAACACUGGAGGGCCAGUUUCCGCACGAUCAUUUAUUGACAUCUACAGCCAGCUGGCUCAGGUAAUGGCUCAGCCCAGUGCAGGAAAACAGAAUAAUCCCUGUGCCAUUUGUAGCUUCUCAGCUCUGGAGCGCAAAGCCUGGGCUGCCAUCAGGGAUGAAAUCCUCGGGCAAGGGGGAGCAGCAGUGACAUCACUGGGGCUAAUGGAGAGUGCUGUGCUUACACUCUGUCUGGAAGACUGCAACGCACCCUCUGAACUGGCUGAUACCCUCAAUGCAGUGAGGCUGGGAGCAGGAGGAGACAGUCCAUUUCUGAGAUACUAUGACAAGGUAAUGAACCUGGUGGUGUACAAAGACAGCACAGCUGGGAUGGUGUUUGAGCACAGUGCUGUGGAUGGGAUGGUGGCUGGGCUUGUGACUGAACGUGUGUACCAGCUCUCUGAGACUGUUGACUUAAAACAAGCCUAUACUGACACGAAACAUAUGACUGGAUCUGUCACAGUAAACAAUCCUAAUUCUGUUUUCCCUGGUUCCCUAACCUUUCCCUUGAAAGGAGUAAAUACCCUCCAACAGAGCCCUGACUUAAGGGUAAAACAUCCAAUUCUCACCUUUGAUAUGUCUUCCUAUCCUGAUGUCUUUUCUACUCUCAGAGGGCAGAGGGGCCUGUUUGAUGCUUGGAUUAACUUCUCUUUGCAGCUUUCUUUGUGGCAGACUCUUGGGGAAUCUGCUGCCAGUCACUUGAUAGUCACACCUACCCAUAUGCGACACUACAAACAUGGUCGCUGUGAUCCUACAUACUCACUCACCAUGCAUUCUCGUAACUUAGUAGAUGCCUUGGCAUCCCGUGUUAGUUCAGAUAACACAAUUGAAAACACUACUGACCUACUACAACUGUUCCAUGUUGCGUUUUUGGAGCAUAAGAGGCUCAUUAGAAACACCAAAAGUGGUCAAGGUGUUGGCCCACACCUUGCUGCCCUGCGACAGUCUUUGCCAUCCAACAGUUCACUAAGGAAGUUUCUGGACCCCUUUGGAUGUCCUUCUGUGUACCUCACUGGUACAGAUCUGAUGGAGGGUGUGGAGUGUGGAGUAGGGAAUGUUUAUGCCCAAGACCAGCUAGCUGUGACCUACCUUGGGAAGAAAGACAAGGUUCGCAUUGUGCUUAAUGGGAAAGGAAGCUUUGCUUUAGCACUGGACAAGCUUCAGGAAAACUUCAAGAUCACCCUGAAAUUCGUGAUGCAGCUAGCUGUUAGAUAUGCCAUUGCAAACCAAAUGGGAGCCCUGGAAUGUCUGCUCCAACAGGGUCAAACUGAGAAAGUAAAUGGAGUGAAGGUUAACUGCCCAGACAUGCCAAAUAAUUGCAAAAGUACUGUUGGUACUACCUGUGGCAUGAGCCCAGACUACACACUAGUAAUUCAUGGUGGUGCUGGAGAGAAGAUAAUGCUGAACACUCAAGUGACAGGGAUUAUUGAGUUUGCUCUACAAACAGCCUUGACACUCGGGUCCCAAGAACUUCAACAAGGUGGCAAAAGUCUGGAUGCAGUUCAGAGAUCAGUGGAAGCUCUGGAGGACUGCUUCCUUUUCAAUGCAGGUAAAGGUUCAGUAUUUAACAAAGACGGCAAAAAUGAAAUGGAAGCCACCAUUGUAGAUGGUAGUUCAAAGAGGUCAGGAUCUGUUGCUUGUGUGAAAAGUGUAAAAAACCCAAUAAAAGCAGCCAGGUGUGUCAUGGAGGAAAGCUCGCAUUCACUUAUUGUGGGAGAUGGGGCUGAAGAGUUUCUGCAAGGAUUAGAAGAGAAGGAGAAGCUUGUUGACCCUGAGUAUUUCUACACUGAUAUACGACACAGAGAGUUAAUUGCAAACCUCAGUGGUAGGAAUAAGUCAAAAAAUAAUCACCCGCAGACUGUUGGAGCUGUGGCCUUGGAUCGUUGGCAUGGGUUGGCUGCUGCAUCCUCCACAGGCGGGUUGGUAGGAAAACUGAAAGGAAGAGUUGGGGAUACAGCAAUAGUAGGGGCAGGAAUUUAUGCUGAUGACAAGAUAGCUAUUACUUGCUCUGGAGAUGGAGAUGUUUUUCUGAGAAACACAGUUGCACAAAAAAUUGCCAGUCUAUACCAUAACAAAGGCUAUGGACUUCGGCAGGCAUGUAGAGAGGUAAUGGCUGAACAUUUGAAUGGGAUCUGUGCAGGAAUUAUCUCUGUGAACACUGACGGUAAUGCCAUCAUUGAAGCAAAUGCUGGCGUGUUUUUUGUGGCAUCAAUGGUUAGUGGUAUUUCCCGUGUAGAGGUCCUCAGACCCCUUAAGAGCUUCUCUAAUAUAAUCUGGGAAACAGAUGAGCUGGUUGCCUACCUGAAUCCCAACCCCUGGAUUCCUGGGUCCACCAUUUUGACUAGAAAAACUCAUAACAAGGCAAGCAGCAUCUUCCAUUUUGACAUGUCAGAUUUCAUUGCUAUGUUACAAGGAGCAAGAGCUGUGUCAAAUUUGCUUUGUGAGCAACUAGGAGUGCAGCGUUGUGCCUUGGUUUUUAAUCCAACCCCUGAUCAGCCAACACAAAUCAUUCUCCUCCCACUUCAUGGCUUAAAGCCGAAGUGGCAGCCCCAUCUUGCUGGUGAAGAGGAAUUUCAUGCUUACAAUCCUGGUUAUUGCACUUCAAAAAGUGGUCCACGCUGGAAUGAUGAAGCACUGGCUCAAAUUCAAGCCAAGAUUAGAGAAGCACUGCCAACACUUAAUGCACCUUUUUGUUUUGACUUUUUUGGGAAACCUUCUGAUGAUGACUUGUUCAGCCGUAUUGUACGUGGAGAGCAGCAACAGUGGAGAGUGUGGGAAGACAGUGAGCAUGUGGCAUUCCUAACACCGUACCCAAAUAGUCCUGGACUAACUGUUGUGGUGCCACGCAAACCACUGCUCAGUGACAUCUUUAAACUGGAUGAACCUGACUACAUCGCACUAAUCUUAGCCACUUACAAAGUUGCCCGAUUACUGGAAGAGGGGAUGAAAACUCCAAGUGUUGCACUAAUCUUUGAAGGCUUUGAGAUUGAUUAUGCUCAUGCCAAGCUGAUCCCUUUGUUACCUUCACCAGAUGGCACUAAACCUGAUGAGGUGCAAUCAGAAUGCUUCCAAAGCUAUCCUGGAUAUGUGUCAUCACUAGAUGGCCCAGCUGCUGACUUCGAAGCCCUCAAAAACAUCCACUUAAAAAUUACCCAGUGCAAGCCUCCUCAUUCAUGGUUAGACCCUCAGUCUCACUCCAGUCUUGCCAUCAAGAGCCAGUGGUAUCGCAACCUGUUCCAAAUUCAAAACACACUUUUCCACUGCACAGUGGAAUAUUUCCACAAUUCCUGCAAGUACUCCUAUGCUUUAACUCCUCUCACCACGGACACCAUCUCCUCACCGAUGGGCCUGGGAUCUGACUCAGAGCCAGUUUCUGUGAACCUGCUGGGCCAGGAUGUCUACCUGGCUGAUUCAAUGCAAUUUGUGCUUGAAUACUUUCUUCGUUUUCAGGAUAACCUACCUGGAACCUAUUACAUAUCUCCCAGCUUUAGAGGAGAAGAUCCUGAUGCCACACACUUGAACCAGUUCUACCAUGUGGAGUGUGAAUUACUGGGUGACAUGGAAAAUGCCAUUUCCAUAGCAGAGGGAUACCUGGCUUAUCUCACCAAGUCCAUGCUGAAGAAACACUCAGAUAUUAUUCUGAACACUGCUGGAACCCUUACACAUGCCAAAGCUAUGCUCAGUAAGCUGGAUGGAAAAAUAGCACUACCAAGAGUCCCUCUGGACCAGGCCAUUCCAAUGAUGCCGUCUGUUGACUGCUUAGAGUGGGUACAAGAUGACCAGCCCCAUUUGGGCAGAAAACUAACUCGCAAAGGAGAGCGGAUUUUGAUAGAGAAAUAUGGUGGUGCUGUUUGGCUUACUGAGAUGGACCAUCUAGGAGUUCCCUUCUACCAGGCAUAUGUCAAGGGCACUGGACAGUGCAAAGCCAAAGCUGCUGACCUUUUGCUGGGGCUGGGUGAGACUGUGGGUCUUGGUGAACGCCAUUCAACCUCUGAAAUGGUACAAGAUGCCCUCAGGCAUCACGCAGUGCCAGAGCAGUCCUACAAAUGGUACAUUAAAAUGCGGCAAGUGAAACCACUCCUCACUAGUGGAUGGGGCAUGGGUACAGAGCGGUAUUUGUGUUGGUUACUUCAGCAUGAUGACAUCAGAGACAUGCAUAUCAUACCAAGGAUGAAAGGAAUAAAAUACAUGCCUUGAUCAUAGGUCCUCCAAAUAUUUUCAGGCCGCUGGAGGUGACAUAUUGGUACUCAUGAAACCUUAAAUCCUAAAAUGCCUCAGUAAUACCUAAAGUGGAACAUGGAUUGAGAUUUGAGUUCCUUUGAUGAUUUUAUUCUGUCAAUGGCCUGAAUAAUCCCUUUGCAUCCUUCAUUUCCACCCAUCUUCAAAUAUUUUUAGAAUUGCAACACAAAAGGUAAAAUCAAUGAAAAUCAAAAUGUUUAAUGUAAAUAAAACUUUAUUCUUGAAAUGUAUUCAUGUUGCUCAAAAAAUCUGUUUAGCUCUUAGUGUGGAAGUCAUACUAUCAAUGCAACUGCAAAAUAAAAAUACAUAGCAAGUGUUGUGUAGAAUCCAAACUAUGUUAUAAGACUGUACAACAAGACAACUAUUUACGAGGCAUAAAUUGUAGUAGAUAAAUUGUAAUGAAGUAAUAACUUGUUCAGUCUAAAGGCUUAAAGAAAAAUAUUAAAUUAAUCAUUAUUACUCCAUAAAUGUUGUUUUUAGUUAUGCAAGCAAUUUCUUUAUACUACUCUUCAAUAUUGUAUUUUUUUCCCAUUUGUCUCUAAAAGAUUUUUGUUAAAAUCAUGAAGAUCGUGUACCAUUUCAAGUUUGACUAAUAACACAUUUUUAAAACAAAUAUCAGAUACCAAACAAAUAUUAGUCACAAUUCUUCACAAUUCAGGGCAAUGAGGACACCUGGGAUCUUUCUGUGUGGAGUUUGCAUGUUCUCCGCUUGCAGCGUGGGUU
Molecule: messenger RNA, 5589 nt
Organism: Stegastes partitus (bicolor damselfish)
Lineage: Eukaryota; Metazoa; Chordata; Actinopteri; Pomacentridae
Exons: 4
Coding region: 73-4824 (1583 amino acids)
Biological process (GO): tRNA aminoacylation for protein translation
Cellular component (GO): cytoplasm
Molecular function (GO): aminoacyl-tRNA ligase activity; acyltransferase activity; hydrolase activity
Source: RefSeq, a predicted model, not a curated record